GUCGACUGAGCAGCGGCGCGUGGCGGUGCUCCUGGCGGGGGUCGGGCGAUCGGAGCUGCGCGGGAGGAGCAGGAUGGCGGCGGCGGCGGGCGAGGCGCGCCGGGUGCUGGUGUACGGCGGCCGGGGCGCGCUCGGCUCCCGCUGCGUGCAGGCCUUCCGGGCCCGCAACUGGUGGGUCGCCAGCAUUGAUGUGGUGGAGAACGAAGAGGCCAGUGCCAGUGUCAUUGUUAAAAUGACAGACUCAUUUACUGAGCAGGCUGACCAGGUGACUGCGGAGGUUGGAAAGCUCUUGGGUGAUGAGAAGGUGGAUGCAAUUCUUUGUGUGGCUGGAGGAUGGGCCGGGGGCAACGCCAAAUCCAAGUCUCUCUUUAAAAACUGUGACCUGAUGUGGAAGCAGAGCAUGUGGACAUCCACCAUCUCCAGCCACCUGGCCACCAAGCACCUAAAGGAAGGAGGCCUCUUGACCUUGGCUGGUGCCAAGGCUGCCCUGGAUGGGACUCCUGGGAUGAUCGGCUAUGGCAUGGCCAAGGGUGCCGUCCAUCAGCUCUGCCAGAGCCUCGCAGGGAAGAACAGUGGCAUGCCAUCUGAGGCUGCAGCUAUCGCCGUGCUCCCGGUUAUCCUGGAUACCCCGAUGAACAGGAAAUCAAUGCCUGAGGCUGACUUCAGCUCCUGGACACCCUUAGAAUUCCUGGUUGAAACCUUCCAUGAUUGGAUCACAGGGAAAAACCGACCGAGCUCAGGAAGCCUGAUCCAGGUGGUGACCACGGAAGGAAAGACGGAGCUCACCCCUGCUUAUUUUUAAGCUUCAUUUCAGUGCCUGGGAGGAGUCUGCCAGAAAAGUCACUAACCUGUCUCAGUGUGGCCACCAUGCUUGGCCCUGUGUUUUCUCUGUACUUGAUUGUGGUACAAAAUAGUGAGCCCUGUUUUUCUUUCACCUAUGUAUAUUUGCUUUCUUGGGCUACUGUAAUAUGUUUAUGUGAACUAAUUUGUGAGAGCAGAGAGUUGCAGAUGGCUCCGACGGCCUGUGUUAACUAUACGAGGCGGUCUGGACAGCCGUCUACACUGGGUCAUGUUAGAUUGCUUUUGAGACUCUUACUGUCCCUGACAGUGACUGUCCUCUUGAUGAGGUCAGUGAUUUGUUGGGGGCAUUUUGAGGACCAUGUUAUUUUUGAAUGUUAUGUUUAGGUCAUAGAUGUAGUUAUGUGGCCUCCAGUUAAACUGCCUUAAAACUUCUUUUGUAGUGAAAGCAAAAUCCCAUUGACUCUGUCAUGGUGUCCUUUUCUUGUGCAGUUGCUAAGUGUCUGGCCGAGGGCCAAGUGUGCAAGAGCACUACUUGUUAGUCUUUUAAGUGUUUCCUAAUAAAUAU
Castor canadensis (American beaver) is the source of this 1366-nucleotide messenger RNA. It is a transcript of the gene Qdpr, whose product is annotated as quinoid dihydropteridine reductase. The record is from RefSeq and is a predicted model, not a curated record. NCBI's taxonomy places the organism in Eukaryota, Metazoa, Chordata, Mammalia, Rodentia, Castoridae. Gene Ontology annotation, biological process: L-phenylalanine catabolic process; tetrahydrobiopterin biosynthetic process. Gene Ontology annotation, cellular component: cytoplasm. Gene Ontology annotation, molecular function: NADH binding; 6,7-dihydropteridine reductase activity; NADPH binding.